Ictidomys tridecemlineatus (thirteen-lined ground squirrel) is the source of this 5798-nucleotide messenger RNA. The record is from RefSeq and is a predicted model, not a curated record. Lineage: Eukaryota; Metazoa; Chordata; Mammalia; Rodentia; Sciuridae.
AUGCCACCUCAGUAUGGACAGCAAGGUGUGAGUGGCUACUGCCAACAAGGCCAACAGCCAUAUUACAACCAGCAGCCCCAGCCCCCGCAUCUCCCGCCCCAGGCGCAGUAUUUGCCAUCCCAGUCCCAGCAGAGGUACCAGCCGCAGCAGGACAUGUCUCAGGAAGGCUAUGGAACUAGAUCUCAACCUCCUCUGGCCCCAGGAAAGCCGAAUCAUGAAGACUUGAAUUUAAUACAGCAAGAAAGACCAUCAAGUUUACCAGACCUGUCUGGCUCCAUUGAUGACCUCCCCACAGGAACGGAAGCAACCCUGAGCUCCGCGGUCAGCGCGUCGGGGUCCACAAGCAGCCAGGGCGACCAGAGCAACCCAGCUCAGUCACCUUUCUCUCCACAUGCAUCUCCCCAUCUCUCCAGCAUCCCUGGGGGGCCAUCACCUUCUCCUGUUGGCUCUCCUGUAGGAAGCAACCAGUCGCGAUCUGGCCCAAUUUCUCCUGCAAGUAUUCCAGGCAGUCAGAUGCCUCCUCAGCCACCUGGGAGCCAGUCAGAAUCCAGUUCCCAUCCUGCCUUGAGCCAGUCACCAAUGCCACAGGAAAGAGGUUUUAUGGCAGGCACACAAAGAAACCCUCAGAUGUCUCAGUACGGACCUCAGCAGACAGGACCGUCCAUGUCGCCUCAUCCUUCUCCUGGGGGCCAGGUGCACCCUGGAAUCAGUAGCUUUCAGCAGAGCAACUCGAGUGGGACUUACGGCCCGCAGAUGAGCCAGUAUGGACCCCAAGGUAACUACUCCAGACCCCCAACGUAUAGUGGGGUGCCCAGUGCAAGCUACAGUGGCCCAGGGCCCGGUAUGGGCAUCAGUGCCAACAACCAGAUGCAUGGACAAGGGCCAAGCCAGCAAUGUGGUGCUAUGCCCCUGGGACGGAUGCCGGCAGCUGGGAUGCAGAACAGACCAUUUCCUGGAAACAUGAGCAGUGUGACCCCCGGCUCUCCUGGCAUGUCUCAGCAGGGCGGGCCAGGCAUGGGGCCGCCGAUGCCCACUGUGAACCGGAAGGCACAGGAGGCCGCUGCAGCCGUGAUGCAGGCUGCUGCCAACUCAGCACAAAGCAGGCCACCAUACAUUAGGUCGCCUGCUUAUCCCAGCCAGUCUGGGGCUGGCGGACGCCCCAUGUUUUCUUCCCAGCACCCCAACUAUGGCAGCUCCCAGGCUCCCAUGAUGCACCAGGCUGACCAGUACGGGCAAGGCAGCUUUCCUGGCAUGAACCAGAGUGGACUUGUGGCUUCCAGCUCUCCCUACAGCCAACCCAUGAACAACAGCUCUGGCCUGAUGAACACACAGGCACCGCCUUACAGCAUGACGCCCACCAUGGUGAACAGCGCCACAGCAUCUAUGGGUCUUGCAGAUAUGAUGUCUCCCGGUGAAUCCAAACUGCCCGUGCCUCUCAAAGCAGAUGGCAAAGAAGAAGGCACUCCACAGCCCGAGAGCAAGUCGAAGGAUAGCUACAGCUCUCAGGGUAUUUCUCAGCCCCCAACCCCCGGCAACCUGCCAGUCCCUUCCCCAAUGUCCCCCAGCUCUGCUAGCAUCUCCUCCUUUCAUGGAGAUGAGAGCGAUAGCAUUAGCAGCCCAGGCUGGCCAAAGACUCCAUCAAGCCCUAAGUCCAGUUCAUCCACCACCACUGGGGAGAAGAUCACAAAGGUCUACGAGCUGGGGAACGAGCCAGAGAGGAAGCUGUGGGUAGACCGGUAUCUGACGUUCAUGGAAGAGAGGGGCUCCCCGGUCUCCAGUCUGCCUGCAGUGGGCAAGAAGCCCCUGGACCUGUUCCGGCUCUAUGUCUGUGUCAAAGAGAUUGGAGGUUUGGCCCAGGUUAAUAAAAACAAGAAGUGGCGUGAGCUGGCAACCAACCUAAAUGUUGGCACUUCAAGCAGUGCAGCGAGCUCCCUGAAAAAGCAGUAUAUCCAGUACCUGUUUGCUUUCGAGUGCAAGAUCGAGCGAGGGGAGGAGCCCCCACCUGAAGUCUUCAGCACCGGGGACACGAAGAAGCAGCCCAAACUCCAGCCGCCAUCUCCUGCUAACUCAGGAUCUUUGCAAGGCCCACAGACCCCCCAGUCAACUGGCAGCAAUUCCAUGGCAGAGGUUCCAGGCGACCUGAAGCCACCCACCCCAGCCUCCACUCCUCAUGGACAGAUGACCCCAAUGCAAGGCGGAAGAAGCAGUACAAUCAGUGUGCACGACCCCUUCUCCGACGUGAGUGAUUCAUCAUUCCCAAAACGGAACUCCAUGACUCCAAACGCCCCAUACCAGCAGGGCAUGAGCAUGCCAGACAUGAUGGGCAGAAUGCCCUAUGAACCCAACAAGGACCCCUUUGGUGGAAUGAGAAAAGUGCCUGGAAGUAGCGAGCCCUUUAUGACGCAAGGCCAGAUGCCCAACAGCAGCAUGCAGGACGUGUACAGCCAGAGUCCCGCAGGGGCCGUGUCCAACCUGAGCAUGGGUCAGCGGCAGCAGUUUCCCUAUGGGGCCAGUUAUGACCGGAGGCAUGAACCUUAUGGGCAGCAGUAUCCAGGCCAAGGUCCUCCGGCAGGACAGCCGCCAUAUGGAGGACACCAGCCUGGCCUGUAUCCCCAGCAGCCGAAUUAUAAACGCCACAUGGAUGGCAUGUAUGGGCCUCCAGCCAAGCGCCACGAGGGAGACAUGUAUAACAUGCAGUAUGGCAACCAGCAGCAAGAGAUGUACAACCAGUAUGGAAGUUCUUACUCUGGCCCGGACCGGAGGCCCCUUCAGGGCCAGUAUCCAUACCCCUACAACAGAGAGAGAAUGCAGGGCCCAGGCCAGAUGCAGCCCCACGGAAUCCCGCCUCAGAUGCUGGGCGGCCCCAUGCAGGCAUCCUCCGGUGAAGGGCCUCAGCAGAACAUGUGGGCAGCGCGUAACGAUAUGCCUUACCCCUACCCAAACAGGCAGGGCCCCGGCGGCCCUGCACAGGCUCCCCCUUAUCCAGGCAUGAGCCGCACGGAUGACUUGAUGGUACCUGAUCAGAGGAUAAAUCACGAGAGCCAGUGGCCUUCUCACGUCAGCCAACGCCAGCCUUAUAUGUCAUCUUCGGCCUCCAUGCAGCCCAUCACGCGCCCACCUCAGUCAUCCUACCAGACACCACCGUCACUGCCAAACCAUAUCUCCAGGGCGCCCAGCCCGGCUUCCUUCCAGCGCUCCCUGGAGAAUCGCAUGUCUCCAAGCAAGUCUCCCUUUCUGCCCACCAUGAAGAUGCAGAAGGUCAUGCCCACAGUCCCCACGUCCCAGGUCACUGGGCCACCCCCCCAGCCACCCCCAAUCAGAAGGGAGAUCACCUUUCCUCCUGGCUCAGUGGAAGCAUCACAGCCAGUCCUGAAGCAAAGGCGAAAGAUUACCUCAAAAGAUAUUGUUACCCCUGAGGCAUGGCGUGUGAUGAUGUCCCUUAAAUCAGGGCUUUUGGCUGAAAGUACUUGGGCUCUGGACACUAUCAACAUCCUUCUCUAUGAUGACAGCACGGUUGCUACUUUCAAUCUCUCCCAGUUGUCUGGAUUUCUUGAACUUUUAGUAGAAUACUUUAGAAAAUGCCUGAUUGACAUUUUUGGAAUUCUCAUGGAGUAUGAAGUGGGAGACCCCAGCCAGAAAGCACUCGGUCACAGUGCAGUGAAGGGAGAGGACAGCCAGUCCCUGGCAGAAGAUUCUGGGAAAGAGGAGGAAGACACUGAGGGUCUCGAGGAGGAGGAGGACGAGGAGGAAGAGGAGGAAGACAUGGAAAAGGUGGAGUCAGAGGCAAAGAGCAGUGCCACCCUCGCUGCCCCAGACACCACUACAGCCCCCAAAGAGAAGCCCAGACAGGCCAGUAAGUUUGACAGGCUGCCCAUAAAGAUUGUCAAGAAGAACAACCUGUUUGUGGUGGACCGCUCUGACCGGCUGGGCCGCGUGCAGGAGUUCAGCAGCGGGCUUCUGCACUGGCAGCUGGGAGGCGGUGACACCACAGAGCACAUCCAGACCCACUUUGAGAGUAAGAUGGAGAUUCCUCCUCGCAGGCGCCCACCUCCCCCUUUAAGCUCCACAGGUAGAAAGAAAGAGCCAGAAGGCAAAGGUGAUUCUGAAGAGCAGCCAGAGAAAAGCAUCAUAGCCACCAUCGAUGAUGUCCUGUCUGCUCGGCCGGGGGCCUUGCCCGAAGAAGCAAACCCUGGACCCCAGACCGAAAGCAGCAAGUUUCCCUUUGGUAUACAGCAGGCCAAAAGCCACCGGAACAUCAGGCUGCUGGAAGAUGAGCCCAGGAGCCGGGACGAGACCCCACUGUGCACCAUCGCACACUGGCAAGACUCGCUGGCCAGGCGCUGCAUCUGCGUGUCCAACAUCGUGCGCAGCUUGUCUUUCGUGCCUGGCAACGACGCCGAGAUGUCCAAACAUCCGGGCUUGGUGCUGAUCCUGGGGAAGCUGAUUCUUCUUCACCACGAGCAUCCAGAGAGAAAACGAGCGCCGCAGACCUACGAGAAGGAGGAGGACGAGGACAAGGGGGUGGCCUGCAGCAAAGAUGAGUGGUGGUGGGACUGCCUGGAGGUCUUGCGGGACAACACACUGGUCACAUUGGCCAACAUCUCGGGGCAGCUAGACUUGUCCGCUUACACGGAAAGCAUCUGCUUGCCGAUCCUGGAUGGCUUGCUGCACUGGAUGGUGUGCCCAUCCGCAGAGGCGCAAGACCCCUUUCCCACAGUGGGACCCAACUCGGUCCUGUCGCCUCAAAGACUUGUGCUGGAGACCCUCUGUAAGCUCAGCAUCCAGGACAAUAACGUGGACCUCAUCUUGGCCACGCCUCCAUUUAGUCGUCAGGAGAAAUUCUAUGCUACGUUAGUUAGGUACGUUGGGGAUCGCAAAAACCCAGUCUGUCGAGAAAUGUCCAUGGCGCUUUUAUCGAACCUUGCCCAGGGGGAUGCGCUAGCAGCAAGGGCAAUAGCUGUGCAGAAGGGAAGCAUUGGGAACUUGAUAAGCUUCCUGGAGGACGGGGUCACGAUGGCGCAGUACCAGCAGAGCCAGCAUAACCUCAUACACAUGCAGCCCCCGCCUCUGGAACCACCUAGCGUAGACAUGAUGUGCAGGGCGGCCAAGGCUUUACUGGCCAUGGCCAGAGUGGACGAGAACCGCUCGGAAUUCCUUUUGCACGAGGGUCGGUUGCUGGAUAUCUCGAUAUCAGCUGUCCUGAACUCUCUGGUUGCAUCUGUCAUCUGUGAUGUACUAUUUCAGAUUGGGCAGUUAUGACAUAGUGAGAAGGCAAGCAUGUGUGAGUGAAGAUUAGCGCGUCACAUAUAACUGGCUGUUUUCUGUUCUUGUUUAUCCAGCGUAGGAAGAAGGAAAAGAAAAUCUUUGCUCCUCUGCCCCGUUCACUAUUUACCAAUUGGGAAUUAAAUAAUUAAUUUGAACAGUUAUAAAAUUAAUAUUUGCUGUCUGUGUGUAUAAGUACAUCCUUUGGGGUUUUUUAUUUCUUUUUUUUUUUUAACCAAAGUUGCUGUCUAGUGCAUUCAAAGGUCACAUUUUGUUUUUCACAGAUUCUCUCUUUAAUGUUCUUUUUUCCAUGUUGUAUUGCAUUUUUGGGGAAGCAAAUUGACUUUAAAGAAAAAAGUUUGGCAAAAGAUGCUAAGAUGGGAAAAUUUCACCACACUGAGUCAAAAAGGUGAAAAAUUAUUAUUUUCCUAUAUAUUUUAUUCUUCAGAGAAUGUUAAAAAAAAAAAAAAGUUGCAUCCCAUCACCCAAAGCUCUGUGCAAUAGAAACUUCUAGAGAUAUAGGUAGAGGGGCUCAA